Micromonas commoda is the source of this 465-nucleotide messenger RNA. RefSeq lists its product with no specific name. The record is from RefSeq and is a predicted model, not a curated record. The coding region runs from base 1 to 465 and encodes 154 amino acids. Lineage: Eukaryota; Viridiplantae; Chlorophyta; Mamiellophyceae; Mamiellales; Mamiellaceae. The transcript has a single exon.
AUGUCCACGCACGACCCAGAAGCCGGGUCCGCGUCCGCCGGCGACGGCGACCCCCGCUUCCACCACAACCCCGCGCGGAAGAAGCGGACGCAAACCUUAGCCUUUGCAUCCUUGCUCGUGUUCGUCGCGACGCUCCAGAUGCUCGUCUAUCACAUGCACCACGUGCGUCACCACGUCGGGGUGUUUCGGAGGAGCGCGCGGGAGCGCGAGCGGGUGGUGCUGCCUCGGGACGAGACGGACGUGGGGGAUUGGGCCCUCGCGGGCGGCGACGUCGGGGGCGGUUUCCGUCGCGAGGGAGGUGGGACGGGCGAUGAGGAGUUUGAGCGAGGCGUCGGCCGCGGCGGCGGCGGCGGCGUUCGGUUCGAAUCGAGGGGCGAUGAUGGACAGGGACUCGCAGACGACGCGCGCGGGGAGAGACGCGGCGGGAGCGCCGGCGGAGGGAGUCUCUACAACGCCGAUAGGUAG